AUGCAAAACUUUGAUGAAUUUAGCCCAAUGAAGAUGUCUGAGAAGGACAAGCUCUUCGAUAUUGCUCAAUACAUCACUAGGGUUGCUACAGGCUACGAUGAUUUUGAGAGCGAAGAAGAGUGGGAUGCGUUGGAACAAACGAGCAACGAGAGGCAACCAAAAAACGAAGCUGAUGUUGAAGACUUUGGAGAAAAUGAUCAAAAUGAAAUCAUGAUUCCCAGGAGCAAGAAGUUACAAUCAUCCAUGAUACUGGAAGGCGAUUUCGAUUUCGUAGAGGUUGAAUCACGAUGCUGUUGUCGCCGCGUGUACAAUAGGUACAUUGGCGAGCAUUCAAGCAAGUAA
This is a messenger RNA of Guillardia theta CCMP2712, 342 nucleotides long. RefSeq lists its product as hypothetical. The transcript has a single exon. NCBI's taxonomy places the organism in Eukaryota, Cryptophyceae, Pyrenomonadales, Geminigeraceae. Bases 1 to 342 code for a protein of 113 amino acids. The record is from RefSeq and is a predicted model, not a curated record.